UGCUAUUUCGCGUUGCACACCGUAGUUUGCUAUCAUUGAGGAAGCAACGUGCGCAGUGUCGUCGGGUUUUGUUAGUUGGUUGGUCGAAUCGAAGGAAAAAAAAAGGUUUCCUUCUAUCGCGGCGAUUGCAUUUUCUGUUUUGUGCGGCAAAACACAGAACAUCCAGUCCCAUCGAAAGUGCGUGUGGUGUGAUUAGUGGCGCGGUUUUGUGUGAAAAUUGAGUGCAUCUUGCUAGUUCCUCCAACUUUUCUAAGCGCGCGGUUGCAGCUUUUGGAAUAAGGGCAGCUGAAGAAACUUUAAAACCGGUGGAAUUGAGUGUUUGAUCAGAUCAAACAAACGGAAACUUCGUCGCUAGAGGAUACACUGUGGGACACUGACUGACAGGAAAGCAACUAGAAGGCUGAGAUUUUGGAGCAAAAUAGAUCAAAAUGGUGAUCGGCGGAAAGGAGACGAUUGAUUUGGAGGCCGGCGCGGCAGCACUCAAAGAAUGGAUCGUCACCCAACCUCAUCUUCCCCAGAACAUUCAUCCCCUACUCCUGAAGCGGUAUAUUCAUUCAACCAAAGGCGAUCUAGAGUACGCAAAGAAGAUUUUCGUUCUCGGAUAUACGAUUCGACAGAAUAAUCCCAUCAUAUUCGGUGAUCGUGAUCCGCAGGAAGAAAAAAUCCAGAGAAUCCUGAAAGCAAUUGAUAUGGUUCCAUUGCCAUGCAUUGAAGGCUGUUCGGAUAAAUUUGUAUUCUAUCGUCUGGUGGACUGUGAUCCUGAUAAGUUUCAUUUCAACGACGUUAUUCGAACUUUUUUCGUCAUUGCUGACAGCCGCAUGAUACAACCUGAUAUUCCCAUGACCGACGGAGGAGAUAUUCCGAUUUUCGAUAUGAAUGGAUUUACUCUGCGUCACUUGACGAAAGUUAUCCUUUCAACUUUACGAGUGUACAUGCGAUACACACAGGAAGCCCACCCCGUAAGAUUGAAGGCCAUCCACGUGAUCAACUGCACACCAUUCUUGGACCGUGUCAUGUACAUAGUUCGCCCAUUUAUGAAAAAGCGAGUUUCUGAAAUGUUGCACUUCCAUCUACCAAACUCGGAAUCGAUCUAUGAACAUGUGCCAAAGGACAUCUUGCCCGAUGAGUAUGGUGGAAAGCAAUCGAUCGCUAAGCACAAGGCCGAUUGGUUCAAGCGCUUAGAAUUGCUAAGAGAUUACUUUACUGACGACACACGGUGGAAAAUAGAUGAAUCGCGAAAAGCCCCUGUCGUGAACGAAUUAGCAGGAACGUUGCGUCAACUAGAAAUUGAUUGAUUCAGUGAACUAGAAAUAAAUGUCAAAUGUGAACUGAUUUUAUUCCCUUUUGAGCAAUGGAGAGCGGUUAAAAAAGUUAUAUUUCUAUUA
Uranotaenia lowii is the source of this 1385-nucleotide messenger RNA. RefSeq names its product alpha-tocopherol transfer protein. The transcript has 8 exons. Gene Ontology annotation, molecular function: phosphatidylinositol bisphosphate binding. The coding region runs from base 429 to 1295 and encodes 288 amino acids. The record is from RefSeq and is a predicted model, not a curated record. Gene Ontology annotation, cellular component: membrane. Lineage: Eukaryota; Metazoa; Arthropoda; Insecta; Diptera; Culicidae.